GGCGCUCACGUUUCGUUUGACGUCCCAAAUACACAUAUGCUCAUUUCGCGUAUAAUUUGUUUUUAUCGCUUGAGAAAUGUUGUGCUCGGUACGUCAAAUAGGUUCCUCCGUUAGCUUGUCUGCUAAGAGUUUUUACAUUCUGCGUUAUGCAUUUAUUUGUUAACAAUCGACAUCUACCCAGACUGUAUUCGUUUACGCUCAAUAUUCAUUCCUACACACGACAGAGUGAUACACAGUCUAAAUAAGUGUUGAGUAUUAUACAGCCGAUUUCUAAUUCUUGCACUUUUAUACAUAUUUAGUCGAACUUGCAACAUGUUUUUCUUCUAAACCAGAGAAGUCUGACCUUCAAAUGACUUUUUUGAUUCGGCCAUUCUCUCUGUUUUUGCAGCUAUAUCGCUUUAUUGAAUUGAUAUGUGUAUUAAUUAACGAAGUGUUUUGCAAUGUAUUUUCACAGAUUAAAUAAUGCCACUCUUUCGCUUCUUGUUAACUAAAAAUUAAAACUGAUUUAUGAUUGCAAACUUGACGGUAAGAUAAGCGCGAGGUAGGGAGAAACAUUUUUAUGCAUAGGGAGAAUUUGAUUGACGCUUGCAGAUAAAAAUACUUGACACCUUCCCUUCACGAUGUGGAUGCAGCUCUCAAAAUAAUCGAUCACCGAACUGAUUCAUUUUCAUCGUUGUCGUUAAUGCAACACUUGGCGGUAGCCAUAGUGUGCCUGAUCGGAUUUUCAAGCUUGAAUUUCGAUAACCAAAUAUUUUGUGUUGCCAUAAAGAGAAUGGCUCUAAAAAGGGAUCAUUUACACAAAGGCCUAUUUUACUCGUGGAGUUAAGGUAAAACAAAGUGGGUUUGAGAAAUUCUGUCAGAGGUUUAGCAUUCCGUGCAUGAUUGUUUUACAUAUAUCGCAUUUAAGAUGACAAGACCACCUAAAGCGACAAGGCUAACAGGCAGUUCAUUAAAGGUCGCUUGUGGUGCUUAAUUCCACUUAGGCUCAUGUAGCCAUUUAAUAUGCAAAAAUAGCGUUGAAAAUUCACAUUAAGUUAUUGGCGUAUUGCUGCGUCAAUAACUAUCAAAGUGUCAUUUUUUAUUCAAUUUCGAAUGCAGAAUAAGCAAUAAUUUGGUAAGACGCUUUUUGAAAUUGGCGGUUAAUAUAUCCUUCAUAAAUGGUAGCCACUUAAAGGAAGUCAACUACUGAUGUGUACAUUAUAAACAGACGUCAGUUUGCAUCACUUUUAAAGUGAUAUAUUGAGAAAUAAGAAUUGUACAAUACGUUUAUUUUUUGGCCUACGCAAAUUCUACAACCAAAUGCCAUCAGAAGGCAAUUUUCAAAUCGUCGGUAAUAAAAUUAAAAUCAACUAAAAUACAGUUUAACGAUUUUGUGGUACACAAAACAGCCCCAGUUACGUAAAGUAGCCUUUAUAUGGCUAUGAAUGUCAUUGCUAAUUUUAACACUUCCAUUCGUUUCGACGUUGGGUCUGUCUGCUGCUUUUUAUUUGCAUGCGGGUCACCUGGUAAUCCCAGAGUCACUCUGACAUGCUAAUGAUUGGAUUAUUCAUUUUAAAUAUGAUGACCUCUGGGAAAAAGUGCUCAUCAUCUUUGUAUGAACACAAACCUGCAAACUGGGAAAAUAGACAAAUCAGCAACAACAACAACAACAACAAAAACAGGCGUGUGCAUUAUGUCAGAUUAACUCCUUCUGAUAAACCCUCCUUGUGGUUGGUUAGUGGACAUUGUUGGGGCUAAAGUGUUUACGCAUGAAACGAUUAUUUGCUUCGCAUUAUAGGUGGAGGCAACACUAGUGGAGCUUUGUGUGAUCCCACCUCAUGAGACCGGCGGCCUCCCUCUAACCCAUUACGAGUUGCGAAUCCAGCCACACCCGAAAGAUCGUUUUCAUGGUCCGUUUGCCUACCUUCCCGGCCGACGCGUCGUACGCCUGCCCGAUCUCACCCCAAACCACUUCUACCGCUUCGCACUCUCUGCCGUGACGCCCGCUGGCAGAGGUCCCAAUACCUAUCUGCAGGUAGGUUCUUUGAAGUAAGAGGUGUCCCAAGCAAUGCGCGUCCUAGGCUUUAGGAAUGUGCAAUUUGUACUGCUUACAGGCACUGCUUUUUAAGACUCAAAAAGCGUUUUAGGGAAGUAACAGAAUCCAUGCUUCUAAGCUGCACUCCUUUCUAUAAAGUUGUAAGGCGUCUGUGCAGCCAUUCUUGGAAUGCUUUUACAAAUUCUGGGCGGCACUUUCCGCAUACCUGCUCGGGUUUUUUAUCAGUUGCAGCUGUAAACUAUUUGCAGGUGAUGAAAUGCAGUAAGAAAAAGGCGUUCCUGGUUACAUUUGGUAACGAUAUUGUGGGCAAAAGGAACACUUUACCCAACUACAACCUGGUCGUCAAAGACUGCAACAAUAUUUGUUCACCUGUGGUCUAAAGUACCCUAGGCAUGCAAAACAAUUGCUGUCCGUCCUCUCGUAUAGGUCACAGAACACCGACUGUCUAGCGUGCUGCCCCACCCAUAAAACGCCCUUUGCCAUAGAUAACCUAUGGCACGAUCCAGUCUACUGACAGUUAAGUGAGUCCUUCUCUAUACGGUUGCCUACCGACCGUACUCAACGGACAAAAAACUGUAGGAGCAAAUCUACUUUCACAGUCUGCGCAAGUAACAGCAUUCGAUCCUUAAUUGAUCAUAGUUUUUCGGCUACCUACGAAGUCUCAAAGUCCGACGUCCUAAGACAAAGUGGAAAUUUCCAUUUCUGAACAGCACUCAGGAUAGACGCUUAGGCGACACUCCUAAUUGAUAUGUUGUGAGUCGGGAAGUGACGUAAUCACUGUUUAUAAUGACCACUCACCGGACGAAGUCGACACAAACAAUUUCAAAAAGAAUGGAGACCAGCGGGAUGUGCUGUUCAGGGUUACUCUAGCUGGGUGGCUGAGUUUGGCCACCUUCGGGGUACAAAGGCGUCGUAAUAUGAACGUCAGGCACUAAUCGGUGAACUAGAACGUCCACAAAGUUGUCUACAUAGCGCUUACUUAGGUCGAUAUAUCAACAGGUUCUGUUUACUUCGGAUUGCGUAAAUGACAAAUUUUUGUCGUGCAGAGCUAAAAGAGAUUUUUAAGCUUUACUUUGGUCGGGUGGUCACAUUUACUGACGCGUGCUACUGACGAAUGUUUGGGACUGGUAAAACUUUGCAGCAAGGCUCUGUUUGCUAAGACAAAUAUAUAAAUGAGAAAUUAUUUCUUCGGAAAAAAAUUGGGCAAGGCAAAGAUGGCCAGCUACGCAGUGUUUAAUGGCGCCAUAAAUUUGUCAAAGUUUUUCACAGCAUUCCAGACGAGAGUUUUCCAAUGAGGAUUUAUGCAGUUCUGUAUAGCGGGACUCAUAAAUUGAGUCAAGCCUGACUUGAAAUUACGUGUGCUGCCGUACAGAGUGCUUUCCGAUGCCCGUCCGUCCUUGAUGCACCACGGUUUGCUAUUUAGUCAGAUGACCCCAUGGUGCUGUCAGGGGCACCAGGUAUGGGUGUUUAUCUCACGUGUUCCAGACUGGAUUUCAGCGUCCGGGAUAUAACUUAAGCAGAACCUUGCUGCUAGGCCUGCACGCCUAAUUGUCGGAACUCCGAAAUUUGUAAAUUUGUCAUGUUUUCCUGACGCGGUUGGACAUGGGAAUAUGAACCCCUCGUAUUAAGGGUGGCCUGCCCUAAAUUCCAGGAGGUCUGCGUUAAGGUUAGGGCUAGUGUUAUUAAGGGUUAAUGUUAGGAUGAAAGUUAGAAGAGUUCAGAUUAAUUUUAUGGUUGGGAUUAGGGUUAAGGUUAGGAAUAAAGUCAAGACACGUAGGAGUAACCCCCCUGGAAUUUCGCGCACAGCAAUACACUAGAAACAAAGGAAAACAUAAUUCUUGUCUUCUCUUUGUUUCUGACAGCAAAACAAAGCCAUUACAAAGUGUGGCUCACUGAGAACCUAUACUGACGAUGGCCUGUUAAACACUUAUUUAAGUCUUAGUCAUACUGCAAUUUUCACGCAAAUCUUUGCCAAUCUUUGCGCACCGCCGUAG
This is a messenger RNA of Spirometra erinaceieuropaei, 4029 nucleotides long. Lineage: Eukaryota; Metazoa; Platyhelminthes; Cestoda; Diphyllobothriidea; Diphyllobothriidae. The record is from the annotation of a GenBank genome assembly.